This is a messenger RNA of Haemonchus placei, 846 nucleotides long. Lineage: Eukaryota; Metazoa; Nematoda; Chromadorea; Rhabditida; Trichostrongylidae. The record is from the annotation of a GenBank genome assembly.
AUGCUUUGGUUCAGCGUGCUACUCGUCGCCUUCACCUGUUACCCUGUAAUGGCCAUACAUGGUCAUCAUCAUGACGUCUACUGGAACUCAUCAAAUCCUAUUUUCGAACCAUUCGACAAUGCAAUUGACUCACCUGGUUACUACGAACUGGUAGCUAAGCCACUUGACAUUGUUCGAUUUCACUGUCCACGAAGGAAAGCCAAAGAGUACAGCCUUAUAUACAAGGUUUCACUAGAAGAGUUCCAGCGUUGUUCUCUUGGCAAAAACGCUGAAUUAGCAGCGUCGUGCGAUGGAGAGAAUCAUGUCGUUCGCUAUACUCUUUUCCAAGACGAAUAUCAACCAGGACAACUGUAUUUUAUAACCACAUCAUCCGGUAAAAAGGAUGGACUUUACGAUCGACGUUUAGGACUUUGCAAUGAGAAGAACAUGAGAAUGGCAGUACUGUUUGGUACUGAAGAUGUGAUACAGCGCCGCGAUCCAUUGCUUGGUUCAGAUGUGGAUCUACAACGGUUGAUGCAAGAUCGUUUCUAUCUUGCAGAAGAAAAUGGCGAACUUAACUGGAAGAAGAAUGUACUGCCCGAUAUCGACGUGGACUGGAGGACUUAUCUACAGAAUCAAAAUCGCAAGUUGAAAUUCGAUAAAUCGAUUCAAAUCGAACCAAUCCCACUCGAUAAUGAGUUCAUCACUCGAUGGGAGCAGUUAAGGAAUCAGCGUCACCAAAACGAAUUGGGUUUCUUCGCAAAAACCGAGGAAACACUUGAAAAUGUCGUUUCAGCCGGUAAUCCCACAACGCUACCCACAAUUCUGCUCAUUGCAUUCGCCCUUCUUCUGCAAUGGAUACGAUGA